Molecule: messenger RNA, 330 nt
Organism: Penicillium oxalicum
Lineage: Eukaryota; Fungi; Ascomycota; Eurotiomycetes; Eurotiales; Aspergillaceae
Product: coiled-coil-helix-coiled-coil-helix domain-containing protein
Exons: 4
Coding region: 1-330 (109 amino acids)
Biological process (GO): mitochondrial respiratory chain complex IV assembly
Cellular component (GO): mitochondrial intermembrane space
Source: RefSeq, a predicted model, not a curated record
AUGAGCUUUGGAGCCCCCGGAGGUGGUUCGGUCAAUUACAAGCCCACACCACCAGAACGUGGAAGUUUCCCCCUUGAUCACGAUGGGGAAUGCAAGCACAUUAUCUCGGGUUAUCUGAAAUGCAUCAAGUUGAAUCGUGGUACCAAUGACGAGGCCUGUCGCAAGCUGGCGAAACAAUACCUCGCCUGUCGAAUGGAUAAAAAUUUGAUGGCUCCGGAUAAUUUCCAGAAUCUGGGGCUCAUCUUCAAGGAUGAUCCAGCAGAAGGCAACGAUGCGUCCAAAAACAGGACACAGCCACAACCACAAGAGGCGGGCAAGACAGAAAAAUAA